CAGAGUCUAAAAAGAUGAAUCAAUCUGAGGCUAGUAUUUAGCUAAACAUUAGGUAGAUUUUUUUUGGGGGGGGCGGGGAAUUUACAUCUUGUUGAUUAUGCACAAAGAUGAGAGCGGAAGCAGGAUAUUUCUUCGGUCCCCGCUUCUGCUUUUUCAUCUCUGAAACGGUUUCUUGAUCAUGUACAGUGCACAAUGUGUGUUAGUGAGUGCGUAUAGUCAGAAUGUGUUAUUGGUUUAUUUCUGAACAUAAAUGUUCGUCCUUUUUUUUUUAAACAAACGGAAUUUGUUUCGGGUUGAUUAAACAAUGAAGGAAAUCUGGGUUAUUCUGGUGGUCAUUUCAGGUGUAUUGUGUGGAGAUUGGGGAGUGACAUUCAAGGAUCAAUGUGCUUUGGAAGGGACGACGGUAGUUGUGAGUUGCCAGUAUGACUACCCUUUUCCUCACUUUGUGACAUCAGUUCGCUGGGUUCCAGGUCAAUGGCAGUUUGGCAGGUGGGUCUGGGACAUAUCCAGGUCCAUCCCACCCCACUUUGAAUACGUGGGCACCUACUGGGGAGACUGCAGUCUGAAGAUCAAUAACGUCAAACAUACCGAUGAAGGAUACUAUCUCUUUCGUUUUGAGACGUCGCUGAACAGAUGGAUGAGCAAAAAUGCACUUCAUUUGUCAGUAAAAGACCUGACUGCUGUUGUGGAGCCAAACACAGUGACAGAAGGCCAAUCUGUCAGCCUGACGUGCAGGAGCGAGUGUGGCACACCGAGGCAUGUUUGGUACCGAGAUGGGAAAGUGAUACCACAGCCGGUCUUCCAGGCCAGCAGGAAAGAUUCUGGGAAGUACUACUGUGCUGUCGCCGGGCAAGAGAAGAUCAAAUCGGCCUCUGCGGCUUUAAAUGUUCAAUAUGCUCCAAGCAACGUUGUGUUGUCAAUGACACCACCGGCAGACAUCAUAAAUGGAAGCUCUGUGACUCUCAGCUGCAGAGGUGAUGCCAACCCACCCAUUCCACCAAGUAGCUACAGCCUGUAUAAGGGCAAGCAAUUGAUAAGUUCCGGACCAAGUCACACCAUCUCUCUUCUUCAGCCCAGCCACAGUGGACUGUAUCACUGUCAGGCCUCAAACAAUAUCAGCGUGAGGGGCGUCACAUUUGUGAAAUCGACUGAGCUCAAUCUGGAUGUGCAGUAUCUGCCAAGUGUUGCUGAUGGCAAUAGUGUCAAUGUGAUGUGCAGCGGCAGAGCCAACCCUGCCAACCACAGCUAUGUGUGGUACAAGUGGACGAGCUCCAGCUCCCUGCUCCAAGUGGGCUCGGGACAACUUCUGUUACUUUCCUCCAUGGAAACGCCCCACACUGGAAUCUACCUCUGCCAGGCCUCGAGCCAACUUGAAGUCAUCAACUCGACGAAAAUCCUUCUCGCAAUGGAGGAACAGCCUUCUUAUGGUCACCUGUCUGUCCCAAUACUUGGUGGACUUGGAGGCUGUAUUUUUGCUAUACUUAUUGUAGCUCUUCUUUUCCUCCGGAAGAAACAGAGGAAGACAGAGAAAAAGUGUGUGACGGCGGGACUCCAUCACCAACUUAGUUAUUUUUGUAGCCUGACGACCCAUCGACGACAACUUUGUGGUGCAUAAUGGCUGCAAUUUUGGUACCAGCACAUCUCUGGUUGGUUGUGAAAUGUCACACCUGUUACUAACUGUCCCUGACUCUGUUCAUAAUUUAUAAACAGACUUUCUAGGCAAAGCUUUCUUGUUUCCUCUGCAGUGUGUCCGGGCUCUCCCUUAGACAUAAAAUGAGAAGCUCUAUCGUCCACGAGGGGUUCAUAAUAAUCUAGCCACUGCGUCUCUACAUUGAGAGAUGCUAGAUGAAGUGGCUUGGGCAUCUUGCCAGGAUCCCACCUGGACGCUUCCUUGAUGAGGUGUUCCGGGCAUAUCCCACUGGGAGGAGGCCACAAGGGCACUCAGGUUACGCAGGGGAGACUAUUUCUCCCUGCUGGCUUGGAAACACCUCGGGAUGUCCCAAAAAGAGCUGGAUGAAGUGGUUAGGAAAAGAAGUGUCUGGGCUUCCCUGCUUAGGUUUGUGGUCCCACGACUCAACUUCGGAUAAGCGAAGAAGAAUGAAUGAAUGAAUGAAUGAGUAUAUCGAGAGUUUUAAAAAGUUGCCUUUUUUUGGGGCUCUCUGAAAAUUGGACACUGGAUUUUUUUUCACUGUGGUUAUGAGGGAUGGCUCUAAGUUUCUCU
Hippocampus zosterae (dwarf seahorse) is the source of this 2221-nucleotide messenger RNA. Its product is annotated as B-cell receptor CD22-like. The coding region runs from base 305 to 1615 and encodes 436 amino acids. The transcript is spliced from 8 exons. The record is from RefSeq and is a predicted model, not a curated record. Lineage: Eukaryota; Metazoa; Chordata; Actinopteri; Syngnathiformes; Syngnathidae.